Messenger RNA from Macrobrachium nipponense, 5608 nucleotides. Its product is annotated as membrane progestin receptor gamma-like. The coding region runs from base 413 to 1555 and encodes 380 amino acids. Gene Ontology annotation, cellular component: membrane. Lineage: Eukaryota; Metazoa; Arthropoda; Malacostraca; Decapoda; Palaemonidae. Gene Ontology annotation, molecular function: signaling receptor activity. The record is from RefSeq and is a predicted model, not a curated record. The transcript has 3 exons.
CAUUCCAAGCAUUUAGUCGCCUUGAGUCGUUGGUCGUAACCAGUCCCACUAUCUCGCGCUGGCUAAAUUGUGCCAUUCAGUUUGCGAUCAUACUAUGUGACUCCGGGGGGACGUACGAACUGAUUGGCUCUCCGAUUUCUUCUCCUUUUCUAAAUACACAUAGGUUCUACUUCAUUCUCGUCAUCACGCGGAGCAAACCAACCAUGUGAAGAAAACCCAAGACCUAUGCUGCCAGUCAUUACACAAACUCUGCAAGACCCUUCUACAUAAGGAUUUUUUUUUUAUAGAUUUUGGCAAUUUAUCUAAUAUCUGCCAGUCAUUAUCAAGUCAUCAUUGGAUUGUGUGCACAGUACUUUUAAUGUAUUAAGGAGAUAUUUAUUACUGCUAUAAUUGCUAAAACAAAAAAAUAAAAAUGUUCUCUGGAUAUAUAACUGGCCGCCUUAGAGAGGCUAAGAAGCUGACGGAAGGUAGGCUUAAGGAAGCUGGACGUUUGAUGGAGAUGAGUCACUUGCCAGUGAAGAGAGUGGAUGAAGUAUCUGAAACAUUACGAGAACCUGGUAUUAUCACUGGGUAUAGAAAUGAAAAUUGUUCUGUGUUGCAAGCCAUGGUUUCCCUUUUCAAUUACACCAAUGAAACUGUUAAUUUCUGGACUCACUUUCUGGCAUUUUUGUAUUUCUUGUGGUUACUUGUAUCCCUUGCCACAAUUAUGCCUCUUUUUGAGGACCAGUAUUAUUAUCCCCUGACGUGUUAUUUGUUUGCUUCAUGUGCUUAUCCACUUAUGAGUUGUUUGGCUCAUGCCUUUUCUUGUCUGUCUCUGACUGCCUUGCAUAUCUGCUACUUUAUUGAUUAUGCUGCCAUAUCAAUGUACACAUGGUCUGUUGCUGUUAUAUAUUUUUUCUACUCUUUUCCAGUACAUUUGAUGAACACUUGGUAUUCACAGGUCUUCCUUCCAAUAGCUGUACUGAACUCUCUUCUUGCAACUUUCUGUGCAUCUUCUUCCCGUUUCUUUAAAACACCUGGAAUUCAAAAGGUUUUAAGAAUUGUUGCAUUUGUUGUGCCAUUUGUGUGGGAUUCAGCACCUCUGAUAAUCAGAUUAUACAACUGCGAUUAUGAAAAUGAUUCCUGUGCUGAAUCGAGUAUUUAUCACAUUCAUCAGUUUUUGUGUGUGGGGGUUGCUUUCUUUUUCUAUGGAUCACACCUUCCAGAACGUCUUGCUCCUGGUUGCUUUGACUAUGUUGGACAUUCUCAUAACUUACUUCAUGUCUUCAGUAUUCUAGCUACCAAUGAACAAAUGCGUGCCAUUAUCAUUGACUUGCAACUACAGCAGGACAAACUAGAAAAUCUGAACUGGAUUCCUACAAGUACAUGGUCCACUAUAGCUUCACCAUUAGUGUUCCUCUUGAACAUUCUCCUUGUAUUAAUUCUUGCUUACUCUUUAUUCAAUCACAGACACUGUUGUAAACAGCCCAGCAUCAACUGUCUCUCCCAGUCAAUUAUACAAAAAUCUACUGUGCAAGUAACGACAGACAGUGUUGAAGUGAAGAAAAGCAAAUGACAAGGUCCAAAAUAUAUAUCACUUUGUGAUUGUCAUACCUACUAUUACUUCUUGUCUUACAUUUACAGUAAGAUAGGAACAGCAAGCACAAGUAAAGUCCUUAUUAUACAGUAUUGUAUCUAACUUUCUGGUGCUGCCAGAUGAUUCUACUGUUACAGGUUCCUUUGAGGAAUUUCUGCUCCUCUACUUUAAUAGCCCAUAAUCAAUAUAAAUAGUGCCUUACAAUUAUAACUGAUCGUUGGCAUGAUCAUGCUGUUUGAUGAAUGUGUUUGUAAUCGUCGUCAUUUUUUCUUCGUUCAGUUUCUGGCACAAGGUCUAUUUGGUUCUGGGUAAUGCAAUACCUGAGCUUAUUGUUCUUGCAUGUGGUACUUUUCAUAAUACAGAAUUUUCUCCUUUAUGCAAGGAAAUUCCACAGAAAAAGUACAACACUUGUUUCUGUAGUAGUUAAUAUAUAAUUUCAUUAAUCUCCACUUUCACCAUUAACCAUUCCUUGUUAUUUCAGAGUAAAUGGGCAUUGGAUGGGUCUGUGAGAUAAAUGCAUUAAUUUCUCACCUCUGGGAUCAAUUAUCUUAGGAUACGAGUUAGUCUAGUCUUUUUAAGUUACAUACACACAAAAGUCCUAAGGCUGAGUUCUAGUUUCCUUGGGGUAUUUUAUAUAACUUAAAUAUGGAAUUUUCCAGAUCUGCAACUUAAGUGUUGUAUACUAAUGAACAAUGGGGAAGCCAUUGUACAUCUUUAUAUAUAUAUAUAAUAUAUAGGCAGUUUUUACAUUUUCAUGCAGUGGAAUAUUGUUUUUAUGAAGAUUUUGAAAGAAAAAUAAAUAGGAGCAAUUUUUCACUGUGGAGAGAGAUUUAUGUCAAGUACCUGUUUCUAAGUGCUGUACGUAUAUGACAAUUACAUUUCCUCCCCCACCUUCCUUGACAUUUGAGUGUAAGGGAAUUUGAAAUUUCCAUGUAUGUGGUGUUAGAAAUUAGGGAAAGACUAUUUCACAAGGGUGUAAGCAGUUCGGAAUUGGUGUGACUUUAUACAGUAACAGCUACUUAAGUAGCAGUUACUUUGUUUUCCCUCUCAAAAAUACAAUGAAUGUAUAGAAGUGAAAGUCUGUAGCUUGAAGUUCACACAAACUUUUAUUGCUUGCCUCUUGGGGAUUGUUUUAUAAAUGUGAGGUAAUGUUGAGUUUUCUAAUCACCAUGCCACUGAUAUAUUUGAUUGCUACCUUAAAUGUUGAAUGUUAAUCUGUAUUGUAACUGUUAGUAGAUAAUCAAUUCUCUAAAAGAUGGUUUUUUUUACAAUCCCUACUUUGAGGUUAACCAGUAACCAGUUCAGCAAAAUGGGACCUACAAAGGAGACUAAUUUUCACAUCUUGGCAAGUUUCAUCCCUUGCAUUUAAAGUGCAAUAGUUAAAAAGGAUCAGGUUGGGUUGUCAUUGAUGUUGGUAAAUGUUAGAUUACGGAAUAGAAAAUAAAAAUGAGUGUUUAUUAGCUUCUAAGGCUAAACACAAAUGUUUUAAUUACCUAUUGUGAAAUGCAGUUGGCUAUGGGUUGGUAGUUGUCAUGUUUAGUUUAGGUUGGCAAAUUGGUAUCUUUAGACUGAAUUGACUUGGUCACCCAAAUUCAAGGAUUAAACAGAAUUAAAGCUUUUUCUGUGGGGAAUGUAGGUGGUAUUGCAAUAUGCAUUUAGGUGAAAAAUCAGUGAUGGGUUGGUAGUUGAUACAAGUUUAGUAAUAAAUUUUCUGUAAAUAUUAGUUUGGUAUAAUGGAUAUUUUUAUAUUUUGAGUUGGUAUCAGAAAAUUCUGGAGGGGAUUAUUUUUCCAAGGCUGUGCAACAUAAAAUAGCAUAGGAUUAAUUAAAACUGAAAACUAUAUAUGAAAAGGAAUUAGAGGUAGGAUUUGCAGAAGCAAAUCUUAACAAUAAAAAAUUGCUUGUAAACUAGAGUUGUGCAUAAAAAGGAUCUGGUGUAUAAAUUUGAAUUGAAAGAGAAAUUAAGGAAUUACAAGUUUCUUUUUUGUGCCCUUGAAGAAACAAAUACUUUUGAUGACCUUUCAUGUUAACCUAUGUAUACUAUAUCUACUCGCCCAAUAUGCUGCCGAUUGCUUUCAUGCUGAGAGCUUAAUUUAUAAAUAGCAGUCCAGCCCUAUAAUUAUUAAAUAUCAACAUUUUACAGCUGAUAUAUUUUGACUUUAAACUACUUCCAUGCUUGAUAGGAAGUCAAAGAUAAGGGCCACAUUUUGCAAUAAGCUAGCAGUCUUGUGUAAGCCAAAAAUGACAUUAAAACAACUUUUAUAGCUAAUUUUGUCUUGUUUGUAUGCAUUUCUUACUAAAUAUUUAAAUAAAUUACUCUGUCCAUUGAUAACUGAGGAAAGGGAAUAGCUUAUCUUUCAUGAUUUUUCAAAACUUGUAAUUAGUAAAUACUUUUCUACAAUGGCAAGACAGUGUUAAAAUCUUUUUAAUGCAUCAAUAUUUAUAUCUAUUUCAACUUUAUAUUAUAAUUUGUUUCAAUAUCUAAGGAAUCUUUAUUUUUCCCCCAUUUUCUCUUGCGUGACUGUACCUGUGGACAGUUUCUGUAUUCACUCUUGUUAUACAUAUUCAAACAAAACUGUCAAGGAUUGCAAAUGUAAUCUUAUAAUAAUUUGGAAAUUUCAUUUGGAAAUGUCAAACCUGACUCAUAUUUAUUGUUGUAGACACAACUGAUGAUUUGUAGUCAGUUUUUGUGUACAGUAACCAUUGGAGUGUUUUUAUUGGCAGAGUUCCCAUGUAAUAAAGUAACAUUCUGAUCACUGAACUAGGUCUACUUGUGCAGUUACCUGAAAGACAAUUCCAUGUCUUAUCAUGUAUUGUUAAUUACACAUAAUUUCAGACUGACUUACAGGUCUAUCUUAAGUUAUAAUGCAGACUGAAGAUAAAACAAGGGAAAAUUAAUACAAUAUAUUACUCUGUUCUUAACACAUUCCAGUGGUUUUUCCAUGAAUACCAUUUAAAAAAUAAGUUUGAUAUUUUGCUAAGACCAUUGUAUUUGCACUUUGUGUAUGUAUUUGCACUUUGUGUACAUUUUUUUUCAUAUCCAAACAUUUUUAAUUUUGAGCAAGAUUUUUUUUGUUACUGACAUCAAGAGUGUAAUUUAAUACUAAACGGCAUUCAGCCUUCAUUGGAAAAUAUACUAUGGAGAAACCAUGUAUUUAUACUAAUGAGAUAAGUAUGUUUAAACAUGGAUGCAUGAUUUUUCUGAAAUUUUACAUCAGUAGGACACCACCAAUCAUGUAAAACAUGAAAGCAAUAGAUAUGUUUAAGCAGAAAUCCACAUGCUGCACUCAUGAUUUUCAACUUGACAACUGUGAACAGUAGUUAACCUCAGCAAACAAACAUCUAUCCUGAGGUACAAUACCAAGUAUGACAAUAUUACUGCUAGUGUUUUAAUCAAAUGUACUAGGCUCAGUCUGCCACAACAAUAGUGAAAAUAAUUAAGUUCAUAAGUCAGUCAUCAAACCUAUUGAGAGUCAAUUCACUAAAUAUAAUUUUAUAGAAAAAAAAACCUAUUGCCAAGUUUCUUAAGGGGCUAUACUACAUCAUCUUGGUUUUCCCUAUCCAGUAUCUACAAAUUGAGACUUACAGUGACUCACCAGGGUUGUGUAAACAAAAGUUUGCUGUUUAUCCCUCAAAGUUUUACACACUGAAAUUUACUCACUUUGAGCUUCAGUACUACUAGAUAUUUCUAGUUACCAAAGCACUUGAAAAAUUAUAUACCCAAAAGAAAUUACUAUAUAUGAAUCACGUGUAUUGUUUCAUAGAAAUCUCUGAUUAUUUCUUUUGGUCAGUUACUCCAUAUCUCUGAUGUUUACACUUAAGGAGCAUACUGUUAGGUACUGGUAUAGGCCCUACCUUGCUGACUAUGGUGGCAGGAAUCUUGUUAUAAUUUGUAUAUUGUAUGUUCAGCUGCAUGUGAAAAUCUUUUUAAAUUUUAAUACUUUUAUAUAACUACUGUGACACAUAAAGAAGUGGUCAAAGGAAUAUUCUUUCAUAACUUUUUGUAAAUUUUUGAAUAAAAAUAAAACAUGAA